AUGACUUCCCAUCUUCGUGGUUGGGUCAUCUACAUACUGCUUUUAUUUUUACGGUUUCUGUUUGUGUUCGAUUUGCAGUCGGGUUAUUUACAUCCAGAUGAGUAUUUUCAGGGGAUUGAAGUUGCAGCGGGUGACAUUUAUAAUCUGGACGUAUUAAGGACAUGGGAAUUUCACUUAGAUGAUAAAGGUCCUCUUAGAUCUGUAGCUGGAAUGUCACCUUUUGUACAUAUCCCGAUUCAGGCUGCCAAAUGGAUUCAUGGUGGAGUUGAUUAUAAAACUGAAGAAACUGACUUCAGUGGAUCUGAUAUGUUAAAUAGAAUUUUGUUUCCCUCCCGGUUAGUCACUGUACUUGGUUCAUAUUUAGUCGAUCUUUUUAUAUUAAGCUGUUGCAUACGUGUUGAUCAUCAUCAAGUUUCAGCAAAGCAGACUAAAAUUCAAAAAAUAUUACAUUCUGUACAAUAUCAUUCUGUACCAACAGCUUUAUUACUUUAUGCAUCAUGCGCAUUCGGUGGGAGUCUAUGGUCUACACGUACAAUUGUCAAUGUAUGGGAAUCAAUUUAUGUUUCUUUAUUUGGCCUACUGCUCUUGGAAGUUUUGGAUCGUUUAGAGCAAUCAUCUGAUCCUACUGUGAAUAAACAAUCCUUAAUUCUUUUUAUGUGUAUUCAGUCUGCUGUUGUUGUGUGGGGUACAUUUUUACGACCUACUUAUAUUUUGUUCAUUCUUCCAUUAGGAGUUAUCGAAUUAGCAUUCAUCUUAGUAAAGUUUAAGUACAUUUCCAUGAUUCUUUGUUUACCAUCCGUUUUAUUUGUUUUUUUCAAUACAUUCAUUUGUGUAAUAAUAGAUACAUUAUACUUUCACAAUGUGAGUUUAUUACAAGCUUUCCAGGUCGAUUUUUCACGAUUUGAGUUGAUAUAUACACCUUACCGGUUUUUAACUUAUAACUCCAACUCAUACCAUGUUUCUUCCCAUGGCUUACAUUCUCGAUUUACACACUUCCUUAUUAAUUGGCCUUUAAUAUUUGGACCUAUUUUUACAUUUCGUUUAUUCACUCAACCUUUACAACGUCGUUCAAUUUCAUCGUGUAUUGCUUGGAUCAGUGUGGUAUUCCCUACAUUUGUUUUGUCUAUUAUACCUCAUCAAGAAGCACGUUUUUCUUAUCCCAUGCCUACCGUAUGCUUGUUUCGUUGUUGGUCAGAGUGUUGA
Schistosoma mattheei is the source of this 1203-nucleotide messenger RNA. NCBI's taxonomy places the organism in Eukaryota, Metazoa, Platyhelminthes, Trematoda, Strigeidida, Schistosomatidae. The record is from the annotation of a GenBank genome assembly.